UUGAAAAAUCGAGAUAACACCCGUGAGGUCGCCUCACUUCUUGUUUUAUCUCGCAUGUUUUGGUAAACAUCGUUUCAUAACGUUCGAAUUUUCGAAAUGUCCACGCGACGUUGCUUUAGGGCAUAGUAGGGAGCGAAUGGUCCAGAUAUUGAUCGUUCUCCUCCUGCGAGUGAGUCGCUAAGACGCGGGGUUGGCGCACACACAACCAAGCUCUCGGCCAUGGAGGGUGCCAGCAAGCAGCCCGACGAGGAGAUCGCCCUCAAGCCCAAGAUGACCCUCGUCAACGGCAUCACCGUCAUCGUGGGCUCCAUCAUCGGCUCCGGGAUCUUCGUGUCGCCGGCGGGCGUCCUCAUGCACACCGGCAGCGUCAACGUCUCCCUCCUGGUGUGGACCAUUUCGGGGAUUUUUUCCAUGGUCGGCGCCUACUGCUACGCCGAACUUGGCACCAUGAUCAGGAAAAGCGGCGCUGAUUACGCCUACAUCAUGGAAACCUUCGGCCCUUUCCUUGCCUUCAUCCGCCUAUGGAUCGAAUGCAUGAUAGUACGGCCGUGUUCUCAAGCAAUAGUAGCCUUAACUUUCAGUGUUUACGUGAUGAAACCCUUCUUCCCUGAAUGCCAACCACCUGAAGACGCCGCACGUUUGCUCGCCGUUUGUUGCAUCUGUGUUUUAACGUUCGUUAACUGCUACGACGUGAAGUGGGCGACUCGCGUCCAGGACGUCUUCACCUACGCCAAACUCCUGGCCCUGUUCAUCAUCAUAGCGGCAGGAGGGUAUCAGCUGGUCAACGGGCACACGGAGCACUUUUCAUUCAUCAACACAAAGAGCGAAGUUACGUCGCUGGCAUUAUCAUUCUAUUCCGGCUUGUUCGCCUACAAUGGCUGGAAUUACCUGAACUUUAUUAUCGAGGAACUCAAGGAUCCAGUCAGAAAUCUCCCGCUUGCUAUCGCAAUUUCGUGUUCUUUGGUAACAAUCGUCUACGUUUUGACCAACGUGGCGUUCUACACAACGCUUUCACCCGCCGAGCUUUUGGGGUCUGAAGCAGUGGCGGUGUCGUUCGCCAAUCGACUUUUUGGUCCUUUCGCGUGGACGAUUCCUGUUUUUGUGGCCCUGUCGACGUUUGGGGCCGUUAAUGGUAUUUUACUGACAUCGUCACGACUGUUCUAUUCGGGGGCUUGCCAUGGACAAAUGCCCGAAAUUCUGACCAUGAUUCAGGCGCAGAGGGUCACCCCCACACCCUCGGUGCUCAUUAUGGCGCUGUUAUCGAUGCUCUAUCUCACAGUAUCAGACAUUUUCGCUUUAAUAAACUACGUCGGCUUCGCCACAUGGCUGAGCAUUGGGGUGUCCGUGCUGUGCGUCCCCUGGCUGCGCUGGACGCACCCGGACCUGGAGCGCCCCAUCAAAGUGAACUUAAUCUGGCCCAUCAUCUACUUACUCGCCACCGUUUUCGUAACAGCCGUGCCCAUGGUCGCCAGUCCUGUCGAAACCGGCAUCGGCAUGCUGAUGAUUUUGACAUCGGUACCAGUUUAUUUGGUAUUUAUUUAUUGGAAGAACAAGCCGCUGUGGUUCCUUAAGGCCACCAACAGCAUAACCAUCACGCUCCAGCAGCUGCUGGUGGUGGUGGGCAAAGCCAAAGCGGCCAACUUGUAGGUAGUGAGUGCGAAAGACCAAAGAUUACUUAUGCCUACAUCGACAAUAAAUGUUUGUAUGCAUGGAAAAUAAACUAUGUUACGAUUUA
This is a messenger RNA of Tribolium castaneum (red flour beetle), 1735 nucleotides long. RefSeq lists its product as uncharacterized. The record is from RefSeq and is a predicted model, not a curated record. The transcript is spliced from 8 exons. Gene Ontology annotation, cellular component: membrane. Gene Ontology annotation, molecular function: L-amino acid transmembrane transporter activity. Lineage: Eukaryota; Metazoa; Arthropoda; Insecta; Coleoptera; Tenebrionidae. Bases 220 to 1647 code for a protein of 475 amino acids. Gene Ontology annotation, biological process: amino acid transmembrane transport.